Gloeophyllum trabeum ATCC 11539 is the source of this 1332-nucleotide messenger RNA. RefSeq lists its product as uncharacterized. Bases 1 to 1332 code for a protein of 443 amino acids. The record is from RefSeq and is a predicted model, not a curated record. NCBI's taxonomy places the organism in Eukaryota, Fungi, Basidiomycota, Agaricomycetes, Gloeophyllales, Gloeophyllaceae. Gene Ontology annotation, molecular function: DNA binding. The transcript is spliced from 3 exons.
AUGGCCAGCAUCUCUGCAAGUACAUCUGGGUCCGGCCACCGUCAGACAAGGACUUGGGCUUUAGCAACGACGACACCGUCGGAAACGCAAGAUGAGCCUCCGCUGAAGAAGAGGAGUUCUGUCGUGGCCGCACCCUGGCAGCUCGACAUUCUCGUCUCUCUGUACCAGCAGACGCAGCACCCUAACGAGGACGACAGGAGAUGGGCUGCGUCGAAGACUGGAUUGGAAGAGAAAUGGAUCAUGAACUGGUUCCAGCGGCAGCGAAACCCGAAGAAGCGCUCCUUGUCUGUUGCCAGCCUUACUUCUAGUCUGUCCUCUGGUCCCGGUGCGGCUGACUGUCAAACGGAUGUUUUCUCUGCUGGUCUGUAUCUGAAUUGGCGGCCUCCUCCUGGCGAUAUACCUGAUCCUGGUAGUUCUUGUACCAUGUACUUCGAAGCAUCAACUGAGGGAGCUGAGCCCAAGCCAGAACAACUGCCAGCAAGGGAAGCCUCCGUGUCCACGGAUAUGUCGUUGGAAUACCCCAACUCGCCAGACCUGCCGGACCCUGUUGGAUAUUCUGGCGCUAGGAUCAGUGCGCCCUCGGUCGUGCAGUCGAUUAGCAUUACUCCGAUAACUCUGAUGACCCGGCCUUUCUACGAUGGCUCCCUCGCUAGUCAUAUGUUCUCUCCCGCUCUGCCAGCUCACCGUGAAGGCUUGUGGUCGUCUCCCUUCACAAUGAAUCCAACCAUUCAACAGGGCCGACAGAACGAUCCCUCGGGAAUACCGAGCAUAGCUAACUUUCUUUUUGACGUACCGGCUACCGGAAUCCACCUCUUUCCUUCAUCUCCAUCGAGCCAGUUUUCCUCGAAUAUGCACCAGUCUUUCUCUGUCACUCAAGAGUCCUUUGUCCCCCAUCACUUAGGCGCGGCAAUGUUCAGUCCACCUUCGCAUAUACCGCAACCUAUUGUCCCCAUUGCUUUUCCUGCGCGUCUGGGCGACCUUGUCAGUCUGACGAAGAGGAUCCGUGCGACGUAUGCGCAAGAUGUGGUGGACGCGAUACGGGGGAGCGACGGCGACCCUGCGCCGUCGCCGGAGUCCUCUACAAACAGGAGCGAUCAAGUCGAAGAAGAGGAACGCGAGUUUGGGCUAGGGUCGCAGGUAAUCGAUCUCACCUCACGGGAAGAAGACUCCGAGCAUAUCAAGGAGGAAGACGUGGAAAGCAGUGACGAUGAACUGGAGUUGAUCACGCCGCAAGAUGAAGUGGAAAUGAUGUUUCCCGAUCCAGAGGGGGACAAGACUGCCAAGGGCACUUUUUAUGAGAUGUCCAUUGAAGCUAACGCGGCGGUGGCCUGA